AUGGUCACCAUCACCAACUUCAUACUAAUGGUGAUGGUUUUCAAUUUAUGCAUUUCUUUAGUACAAUCAGUCACAGGUCAUUUCUCCUUCAAAGAAGAAUUUCCAAAGUGGGUGGAACGGCAAGACAAGAUGCUGCUCACAACAGAUGAUGCUCAUUUUGAUAUGAUCGUUGCUGGCGAUGGUUCGGGAAAGUACGUUAAGGUAAUGGAUGCGGUAUCAGCUGCGCCAAAGAAUAGCAAAAAGCGUUUUGUUAUAAAAGUUAAGAAAGGCAUUUACAUGGAAAACGUGAUUAUCGGUCCAGAUAAACCUAAGCUCAUGAUUAUAGGAGAGGGAAUGGAUGUUACGGUUAUUUCUGGUAACCUGAGUCACCGCGGAAACAACUUGACUUCAUACGACACAGCUACCUUUGGUGUUGAUGGCGAUGGUUUCAUAGCAAGAGAUAUCACUUUUAAGAACACUGCCGGACCUAUGAAUGAGCAAGCUGUUGCAUUAAGGUCAAGUUCGGAGAAAUCCAUCUUUUAUAGGUGUAGAAUUGAUGGUUAUCAAGACAGUCUCUACGCUCACUCUCUAAGACAAUUUUACAAAGAGUGCAUAAUAAGUGGGACGGUUGAUUUUAUCUUUGGGUAUGCGGCUGCCGUUUUUCAAAAUUGUGACAUACUAGUGAAGAAAGGAUUACCUGGACAAUAUAAUACUAUUGCCGCUCAAGGAGGGGAGUUUAAACCUAACAUCCCAUUUGGUUUUGUAUUACAAUUCUGCAACAUUUAUGCUGAUUCCGACCUUCUCCCGGUUGUUCACUCUACUAAAACCUAUCUCGGAAGGCCAUGGCAUGCACGCUCGAAAACAGUGUUCAUGCAGUCUAACAUAAGUAGUGUGGUGAGUCCAGAAGGGUGGUCAGAAUGGGCUGGGAAACCUGAAUUUUCUGACACCUUAUAUUAUGCUGAAUUCAAAAAUUAUGGACAGGGAGCUGUGCUGAAAAAUCGUAUAAGAUGGAGAGGUUACCAUAUUCUUAGGGAUUUUAAGGAGGCUAAUAAAUUUACCGUAGCCCAAUUAAUUUCUGGAAAUACAUGGAUACCUUCAGAUGUACCAUUUACUCCUGGGUUUGGAUUAGGGAAUUAA
Vicia villosa (hairy vetch) is the source of this 1116-nucleotide messenger RNA. Its product is annotated as probable pectinesterase/pectinesterase inhibitor 44. The transcript has 2 exons. The coding region runs from base 1 to 1116 and encodes 371 amino acids. The record is from RefSeq and is a predicted model, not a curated record. NCBI's taxonomy places the organism in Eukaryota, Viridiplantae, Streptophyta, Magnoliopsida, Fabales, Fabaceae. Gene Ontology annotation, molecular function: pectinesterase inhibitor activity; pectinesterase activity. Gene Ontology annotation, biological process: cell wall modification.